Messenger RNA from Paramecium octaurelia, 2029 nucleotides. The record is from the annotation of a GenBank genome assembly. NCBI's taxonomy places the organism in Eukaryota, Ciliophora, Oligohymenophorea, Peniculida, Parameciidae.
UAUACAAAAGUAAUAGAAACAUAUGGAUUAACCCAAUUAUUAAAGUGUUGCAGAAUAUAAAGUUUACCUUCAUCAAAAGAACGUAUCUUAUCAAAUUGAAUAAUUCCUGUGCCAAAAAUUGGGCUAGGAGGCAGAGUUGAAUCUGCAAUGCACUUUUUCAAGAAUGCCUAUUACAAUACCAAUUAGACAUCAAAAUGUCGCUAGCAUCAAAUGCAUAUUUGAUCUUGAAUUAUGGCUUGAAUUUUUCGAAAGCAAACUUAAGUAUUUAUUUUUAGUAUUGCUUUACAAGAAAUCAAAAUAAUUUUAGUUGUCCAGGAUGCAAAUAAUAUGUGUAUUUUUCAGAUUUCGGGAUAGACUUCACAUUAUUACACAUAUUGGCAGGAAAAAAGAAAUUAGAACAAGGGGGUUAAAAAUUAAUAGGAGAUAAAAUAAUCUACACAUUUAACAAUGGAAAUAGAGCAUAUUUUGCAAUAUCGAAGGUGGACAGGAAAACAAAAAUCAAAAUACCUGGAUCAUACCCUAUUAUUAGAUUGACAGUUUAAAAUAAUAUUAAUAAUCAAUAACUGAAUCAAAGAUAGCAAGGUAUUCAAGACUAAAUUAAUUAUACUAUUUCUUAAAUUAAGGAUUGCAUCUCUUAGAAAUUAUACUAAGGUAAGCAGAAGGGAAAAUAAAUAAAUUAGAUGAAGUAAGCUUUAAAAGGGAAAAUAGAUUAAUUGAAAUCUGCAUUUAAAUAAUCUCUCAAUCUAAUUGAAUUAGGCGUCUAAUCCUUGGACACUCAGUUUAUUUUUGGAUUCAAGAAACUUCAAAACGAAGGAAAGAAUGUUGGGAGUGUGGUAUGAAUUAUUUAUUAAGUAAAGCUAAUUGUGUAUUAUCCACAUUUGGGAAUUUGGGCAGAUUACGAAAUAAAAACAACACCAGAGUAGCAUUUCUAAUUUGAAUAUCAAUUGUAUGCUAAAGAAUAGAGUUUAGAAAAGGAGAACAUUAUUUACGUAAUAGGAGGAAGAGUUUAAAACUUGGUAGCCACAAAUAUAUUUGUAAGGAUAAAAUUUCCUAAAGAUCCUUUCAAUUAAAAUUAUUAAGCUUCUAUUGAGUAUCUUCCUAAUUUACCAAAUGCUGGAUUCAAUUAUUUGGGAGGAUGUUACAAUAAGUAUUAAUUUGAAAUACAGUAUUAGUAAUGUUUAUAUCUUCUGUGGCUAAAAAAGAUCACCGGAUUAAUCAGGAAUUAUAAUUGAUACAAUUUAUGAUUCUGGAUAUGUUUUUAAAAAUGCUAAAUGGAGUUAAUUAAAUUAGAGAGUUGAGAAAAGAUAUGAUGGUAGUUGUACAAUAAUUAAUCAUUAAAAAUAUGAUAAAUGUCUACUCUUAUACGGAGGAUCUGAAUAAUUGCCUGAUGGAAGAAUGGGGUACAACAUUAAAGAACAACAACAUAUAGUUUAGGUUUUCCAAUUUAAAUAGGAAAAAUUCUUAGGCAAUGGAUUCAGAUUGUAAUUUUCAGACAAGAAUGAGGAUUAGUAUUAAAGAUUUAUGCUCGCAACUCUAGUAUUUGCAGUUCCGUUUGGUACUCAUAGCGAAUUGUUGAUUUCAGGAGACUUUUUGAAAAAAAAUUGGAAAGAAAAUAGGGAAGUGUUCAUCUUUGAUUGGUAAGAUGGGACAAUAAAAAAGAAUUAGUUGCAAAGCUAAGCUCUUGAUUAUUAAUUGCUUUCCCAUAUUAAAAAACCUUACAAUUACUCAGGUGCUGAUUUUUUACAACCUGUUUAAGAUUUUGAAGGAGCCUUUUUAUUUGGAAAUUAUUAUACGAUUCACUAAGAGGAAACAUAUAAAGAUUAAAAGACAAGAGUCUAAAAUUUUCAGCUAUUUGAAUACAACGUAGCUAAUGGACAAGGUAUACUAUUAUUUUUAGUCUUUUAGUUUCAAUUAGACCAUUUGUGCAAAGAGAUAUUUCAAUAUAAUUAGCACUUGAUGCUUUGCAUAAAUUACCAAAUUAAGAAAAUAAAAAAUUAUGAAGCCUAUCUUAUCAAUAUAUUAAAAUAUG